Molecule: messenger RNA, 1731 nt
Organism: Fraxinus pennsylvanica
Lineage: Eukaryota; Viridiplantae; Streptophyta; Magnoliopsida; Lamiales; Oleaceae
Source: the annotation of a GenBank genome assembly
AUGUACAUUGUUUUGGAGUACCGCAAAGGGGGUGACCUUUCCAUGUAUAUUAACCAACAUCAUGGUCGAAUCCCAGAAGCAAUUGCAAAACACUUUAUGCAGCAGCUAGUGGAGGGUCUGAAAAUUCUUCGUGAAAACAACCUUAUACAUCGAGAUCUAAAGCCCCAGAAUCUCCUCCUGUACACUAAUGACAACAACUCUGUUUUGAAGAUUGCUGAUUUUGGCUUUGCAAGAUCUCUACAACCUAAAGGCCUUGCAGAAACCUUAUGCGGUUCACCACUCUAUAUGGCUCCUGAGAUUAUGCAACUGCAAAAGUAUGACGCAAAGGCAGAUCUCUGGAGUGUUGGUGCCAUUCUAUUUCAGCUUGUCACCGGGAAAACCCCAUAUAAGGGGAACAAUCAGAUACAACUGCUCCAGAACAUUAUAAAAUCAACUGAGUUGCAAUUCCCACCUGAUGUGAAGAAUUUGAAUCCUCACUGUAUCGACUUGUGUAGGAAAUUGCUACGCUGCAAUCCAGUGGAGCGAUUGACAUUCGAAGAAUUUUUCAACCAUCCAUAUCUUUCUAUGAGGCAGUCUGAUGAAUCAUUCAGUGGGCCUGACAAGAGUCUAUCUUCUGUAAGGAGUUCCACUGUGAGAUGCACCUAUGGAUUUUCUCUCGACUCAAAACCUGACAGGAGGGAAUAUUCUGAUCUCUCUAACAAAAUGGAUCUUUGUUCUGAGUACGGUAAUGGCCCGUGUAAACCAGGAACUAUUGGAUCUGGUCUUGACUGCUGCCUAUUUUCAGAAGCAAACCUGAAAGAAUCUUUGAAAACCACAGACCCUAGAUCAGUAAAUUAUAACUUAAAAGUUGUGGAUUUGGUGGAGUCAGAUCAAGAUUAUGUCCUCGUGUCCGGCCCCACAAUGGAGUCAUCUUCAGUACGUGCUUCUAAGACAAGUUAUUUGGCUUCUAAAUCUGCAACUGAUAUAGUGGAUCACAUUGAAUUAGAAAGUCACAGCUCUGCUCCUGGGACUUUACAGGGAUCAAUCAAUAUAGUAAACACUUUAGAACUGUCAUCUACUGAUUGCAUGACAAGGAUCAAGUCAUUGCAGAGUUGUGCAUCUGCCAUAACUGAAUUAGUAACCGAAAAGGUUGAAGCAGGAAAAUAUCUAGAUGCAUUCUCAAUUCAGCUUAUUGUUCUUGCCAUAUGGAAGCAAGCAUUGCAUAUUUGUCACGCUCAAGCAGCGUCAGCUGUUGAACGAAGUCUGGCACAAGAGACCACAAAAUUGAGGAUAAUCUCGAAGGUGCAGCAUAAUCCUGUUGUCCAAGAGUCUCGUGACACUGCUAACACCAAGGGGCUGGUGGAGAUCUGUUCUCAAAUUGAGAGAGCAUUUCUUUAUGAAGUGGGAAGUGCCGAGGAACUUGCCAAGGUAGUGGUCACUGGAGAAUUUGAGAUGCCUGAUCCAAUGGAAUUGAUAUACCGAUUUGCCCUAGCUUUCGGCAGACAUGCGGCUGUUGACGAGUAUAUGGGCGAUACAGAAGUUGCCGUAACUUACUAUUCAAAAGCAAUUCGGCUGUUGACAUUUCUUCUGGUGGAAGCACCAUCCCUCGUUCUAAAUCCCCCAUUUUCUCUCAAAAGCUCAGACCGGAAUAGAAUUCAGAAUUACACUGAUGUCUUUAAUAAGAGGCAACGCAUUUCAGAAUCUCGAAUAAUGGCCGUCUUCAAGUCUGAGGAUCAGCCAACCCCACCAUGA